Messenger RNA from Vespa crabro (European hornet), 1049 nucleotides. Its product is annotated as glutamic acid-rich protein-like. NCBI's taxonomy places the organism in Eukaryota, Metazoa, Arthropoda, Insecta, Hymenoptera, Vespidae. The coding region runs from base 191 to 562 and encodes 123 amino acids. The transcript is spliced from 3 exons. The record is from RefSeq and is a predicted model, not a curated record.
GCGAAUCAGUGUGCGAGUCUCUCUGCCAUUUGCGCGUCGGUACCCGGCUACGCGACACAGAGAGUGGUGUUACCGGAAUUCUACGUGUGUUCGCCGGUGCGUAAAGAGGACGCGGCUCUCUCAUUUGGUGCGUUCAUUAUAACGCGUGGUGCUUCAAUCUUUUCAACGAUAAUCUUAAAGAAUCUGAAGGAUGGCGGAUACGGAAGUAAAGGAUACAAAAGUGGCUACCAGCCCAGAGAAAAAAGUGAUAGAAGAAGAAAAGAAAGUAGUUCAGGAGGUUGAUGAGGACUCUAAAACCUCUGAAAAUGGUCAAGCCACGGAGACCACAGAAAAUGGUUCUAGCGAGGAAAAAGAAACAGAAGAAAAGGAAGAAGAAUCCACCGAAAAUGGUGAUUCCACAGAUGCACCAGCUGACAGCUGUUGUAUAAAGAGGAAAUCAACAGCUUUAAAUGACGCCGCGGAAGAUAAUGCUUCCGAUGGAGCAAGCCCUGAAAAGAAGUCAAGACUCGAAGAGAAGUGUGCCGAAGCGGAGAGCAAUGGAGACGCAGAAGCCACAGCUUAAUAUCUUCUUGUCAUUACUAUUCUCAGUCUUUAUAUAUAGAAUCAAUUUUAACGGCUAAGCGCGAAGUCAGAACAGAUUUAAUGACUGUGCAUCGUCAGCAGGGGCGAGCAUUUUAUAUCAAAAGAUUGAUAUUAUGCUAAUGACAUUUGGCAUUUAGUGCAUCUAUGUGUGUUUAUUGCAAUAAUUUUUUUCAUCGAUCGGCGAUAACAGUAUGUAAAUCCAUACUAACACAAAUCUCGAAAUUCAUAAACAUCGAUUUUGUCCCCGUACUCUGGCAUCCGCAUAUAUAUUCAUUUAGCAUUAGACUAGUAAAGUAAGUGACACAUACAAAUAAUUUUAGGAAUAAUAUAUUUCUAACUUCUUAAAAUGAACAAACAGUGUGGUGCCUGAAAAAGAUACAUUUGUGCAAAAUAUUUCACUUACUAGUCCCCAUUGUUUCUGAUGCACAGAAGUAGGUAUAGGUAAAUAAACUAAUCUCAUAACCAGA